Molecule: messenger RNA, 3955 nt
Organism: Helianthus annuus (common sunflower)
Lineage: Eukaryota; Viridiplantae; Streptophyta; Magnoliopsida; Asterales; Asteraceae
Exons: 6
Coding region: 16-3318 (1100 amino acids)
Source: RefSeq, a predicted model, not a curated record
UUGACUUUGUUGGUCAUGGAGUGGUAUAAUAAUCGAGCAUGGAUGUAUAAAAUGACCAAUAGUGAUGGAUUUAUUAAUACAGAAUACUGUGAAAACUUGAAAAAGUGGUUAGACUUUGUCUAUUCUAAAGAUUCAGUUGUGGAUCGAAGGGUGACUAAGCGUCGUAAGAUAGUAUAUGACAUCAGAUGUCCUUGUUUAAGAUGUCAAAAUUCCAUCUACUUAGAUAGAGAAACUGUUCAAAAACACUUGCUUAAAAAGGGUUUCAUGCUUGAUUACUACACAUGGUAUGAACAUGGUGAAACUUCCACUCGUGAGGUAGGACAAUCUUCUACUAUGAGGGAAGUUGAUGAUGACGAUGAUGGUUGUAGACGCAUGGUGUUGGAUAGCAUGUGUUCGUUAGCCGAUAAUUCAACAAUAAACUCAAAUCUAGAUUCAAGUACUCUUGAAAGGGAUGUUCCGAAUUUAGAAGCAAUGGGAUUCUAUAACAUGUUACAAGCUGCCGAUGAGCCUUUGUGGGAGGGGGAGAAGGCCACCGAUUACUCAAAGUUGCAAGCUGUUACAAGUUUUCUAAAUUGGAAAUCACUUUAUAAUGUAUCUACCGCAUGUUACGACCACAUCAUUUCUAUGGUUAAAGAAUUGAUGCCUGAAGGGAAUAAGCUACCAGAAAACUUUUACUAUACAAAAAAGAGUUUAGAAAAGCUUUUUCUUCCUAAAGAAAGGAUUGAUGUUUGUAAAAAUCACUGCAUGUUAUUUUAUAAGCAAGACAUGACAUUGACACAAUGUAAAUGGUGCGGAGAAUCUCGUUACAAGAGUGGCCAAAAUAAGGUACCUCAUUUGGUGAUGACAUACAUGCCGAUUGGUCCUAGACUUAAAAUGUUAUAUAUGUCUACAAAGACAGCAAAAAAUAUGACUUGGCAUCAUGAUCAUAAAACAAAGGAGGGUAGCAUGGCACAUCCAAGUGAUGGUAAGGCUUGGAAGCAUUUUGACUCGGUGAAUCCUGGUUUUGCGAAUGAGAUCCGGAAUGUUCGUCUCGGGUUAUGCACUGACGGCUUUAACCCAAAUAACUCGAACUCAAACCCUUGCUCACUAUGGCCUGUCUUUCUUACAAUCUAUAACUUACCUCCAUGGAUGAGUUUGAAAGACGCAUAUAUUAAACUAUGUUUGGUUAUUCCUGGACGAAAGAGCCCGGUUCAAAACGUAGAUGUGUUUCUAAGGCCAUUAAUAGAUGAGUUGAAAGAGUUGUAUGAGGAAGGCAUUGAAGUUUAUGAUGCUUAUCGCAAAGAAAACUUUAUGAUGAGAGCUAUUCUUUUAUGGACGGUUAGUGACUUCCCUGCCUACGCUAUGUUAUCUGGCUGGAGCACGCAUGGUCACUUAGCUUGCCCAUACUGUAUGGGAGACACAAAAGCUUUUAGGUUACAGGCUGGAGGCAAAGCAAGUUGGUUUGACUGUCAUCGGAGAUUUUUACCUCGGUCACACCCUUUCCGUAGUGAUAGAAAUGGAUUUCGGGCUAAUAAAUCUAUACCGUCAUCAUUGGGACCUCCACCUGAGUUAACUGGUUGGCAAAUAUAUGAACAAGUUUGUGACCUUCCAAGUGUCUAUGAAGGUGUAACGUAUAAUCCAAAAAAGAAAAUUUCAGGAUUUGGAAAAACUCAUAACUGGGUAAAGAGAAGCAUUUUUUGGGAGCUAGAAUAUUGGCCCAUGUUGUUAAUCCGACACAAUCUUGAUGUAAUGCACAUUGAGAAAAAUGUUUUUGAGAGUCUAUUUCACACAAUCAUGGAUACUCAAUAUACAAAAGAUAAUAUCAAGGCAAGGGUGGAUUUAGAACAAAUUUGCAAUCGACCGUCAUUGCAUACUUGGGUGGAGAACAAUAAUAAACACGUGAAACCAAAAGCAACAUAUGCUCUAACCAAAAUGCAAGUAAACGAAGUAUGUAAAUGGUUGAAAACAGUAAAGUUUCCUGACGGGUAUGCUUCAAAUAUAGGGGGUUGUGUAAACGUUAAAGAUGGUACUUUUUACAGCUUUAAAAGUCAUGAUUGUCAUGUGUUUAUGCAACGGUUGCUGCCUAUUGUAUUAAGAGGUAUGCUACCAAAACAAAUAUUGGAACCCGUAAUAGAGUUGUGCACAUUUUUUCGUGUAAUAUGUUCAAAGGUUUUACACAUUGAGGAUUUACAAAAAUUGGAAAAAAGUAUCGUUGUAACCAUUUGUAAGUUAGAAAAAAUCUUCCCUCCUGGUUUCUUUGACUCAAUGGAACACCUUGUUAUACAUUUGACCAAUGAAGCUAUUCUUGGUGGUCCAGUGCAGUUCAGAUGGAUGUAUCCGUAUGAGAGGAAGUUGGGUCGAUUAAAAAAUAUGAUUCGAAACAAAGCAAGGGUCGAGGGUUCUAUUGUUGAGUCAUAUCUGGUAGAUGAACUUUCUAACUAUUGUGCCUUGUAUCUUGAGUCAACUGUUAAGACACGACUGAAUCACGAGCCUCGCAAUUUUGCCCCUAAUAUUUCUUGUUCUUCGAGUUCUGAUUCUCGGUUGAGUGUAUUCAAACACCCAUCUCGAAGAUUAUAUGAUAAGGGUGGAAAAAACAUAGUUCUUACUGAUGAAGACAAACACAAGGCUCAUACUUAUAUAUUACUUAACUGUCAAGAGCUACACGAAGCCAUAUGGUCAUUUGAUGAACAUUUGAGAGCUUCGUUCCCACACUGUGACCAAGCUACACUUGAUAAAAAGAAAGAUAGUUCUUUUGCUGAGUGGUUGCAAUGUCAUGUUAUGAAUGACCCCGGGAAAGAACAUUUGAGAGACAUAGCACAAGGGCCUCUCACUUAUGUUCAAUCACAUAAGGGCUAUUUCGUUAAUGGUUAUAAGUUCCACACACGAACAUCUUAUCAUGGACGGGUCACCCAAAACAGCGGUGUGUGCGUGAAAGGGGCUACCUAUGAUGAAAAUGAGAGUGACUACUAUGGAUUGCUGGAUGAAAUCCUAGAGGUGGAAUAUCAUAGCAAAUUAGGAAGGUGUGUGGUUGUUUUGUUCAAAUGUACGUGGUUUGAUCCCGUGAAUGGUGUAAGGGUGGACCCCAAGACUGGUAUGGUUGAUGUUAAACCCAAGGCAAUAGGAUGCGUUGAUGACCCCUUUAUCCUAGCAUCUCAAGCACAACAGGUAUACUAUACACCAUAUCCUUCAAAGGAAAAAAGCCUAAAAGACUGGUGGGCUGUUGUUAAGACGACGUCGAGGGGAGUUUAUGAACUGGCCGAAGAUGCUAGUGAAGUAGGCGAUGAGGAUAGUGGAGACGAAGAACAAUUCUUUCAGGAGAAUGAUAGGAGAAGACAUUGAAGCGGCGUGCUACAUUUGGUGAGUUCUGGUUGCAAACACAUGCAAAGAAAGGGUCGAGACCCCUAGAUAAAUUGGUUGGGAGUAGCAGGUCAAUUGAGAAUGGUUCGGGAGAAGACGAUGAGGUGGAAGACACCAUUCAGCAGCAAAAUAUGACUUGGGUUGACACGAGGGCGAGUGAAGCUUAUAGCACAUAUGAUAAAUAUGUUGUUGAUAAAUAUGGAGAGGAUACUAGCUUACACCCUGAAUUUGAUAUGGAAUUGUGGUCACAAACGGUCGGUGGAACUAAAAAGGGUAGAUUGUAUGGCAUUGGCAACAUUGCUGACUCGCAUAACGUGAUUCCGGGAGCAUCGUCAAUGCCGAUUACCCAUAGUUCAAAUCCGCAAGAGAGAAGUGACAGUGACGAGGUGCAACGUUUGAAGGAAAAAAUUGCGGAGUUGGAACAAGAUAAGAUAGAGAAGCAUGCGGUCAUGGAGAAAAUCGAAGAAAGUGCGAGGUUGUACGCCGAAAUGAAUGAGAGAAUUCAAUUGCUGUCACAAAACCCACCACCAACUUAGAUAUGUUGAACUUUAUUGUAUUUCUUUUGGAUCUUUAUCGUUGCUUUGGGUUAAUUUAGGUCUUUAUCGUUGCGUUGGGAUAA